UUUCGAUACCUUUCCAGGAAUAUGACUCUUUCUUUCUACUAAACACCAAUAACCGCCUGUACCGAACAUGCUUGCAUCACCAGCAUCGACCAACACCAGUCUGCCACAUCAAGGCGGUCUAUGGAACAGGUUAAAGGGAAAAAACAAGGACGAAAUGCAGAAACAACAGGCUCUUGCUAGACAGCGCCUCUUGACACUAUGUUUCGAAGACAUGGAGACUGUUCGAAUGGUGCCCAAUACCCUAGCCGAACUCGACGCCGUCGCACGCGAGUGGACAAGACCGCCACCCGAUGCCAUGUUUUCUCUUCGUAUACCCGUAGAGUAUGCAUCUUUGAACGCUGCUCGCCUCAUUUCCGGUCCUUACAUCUAUCUUACCGGAGAAGACUCGUUUCAAAUCGCCCAAAUGGGGGUCCAGGGUUUGCGAGUCGAAAUUGUCAGCGAUGCACCCCCCCCGCCGGAUGAACCACCCCCACCACCCCCACCACCCGUUUUGGAGAUGCCGGCGACCUUCAAUCUAGAAUUAAUGCCCGGCCAACACGUUGCCCUCGACACCACCGUAUCGUCGGACGAACUAGAUAUGGCUCGGAUGGAAGAUGGGACUACAGUUGACGGCAUGUUUUGGGGUAAACUUGAUAUUGUCCAUCAAGGUGACACACACAAAAUGGAGUUCAGCGGGACUCGGCUGCAGAAUGAGCAAUAUACUCCCGAGUUUAUGUUUGAUUCUCGCGUCAUGACCAAGCUGGCUGUCGCUGCGAAGCCCACCACUGCGAGAUGUCAUCUCAGCCUUCUGACUCCCGACGUGCAAUAUUGUGAUGUCAUUCUCGUCUUCUCGCCUCUGUGGAAGCUGGGCAUUACGUGGCCUCCAGCAGAACAGGUGGCCGAUAAUAAGGUAAAAUACUUCUUGCGAGCUCAUCCUGGUGGCGCUAUGGAGCACUUUGAAAGUGAAAUGGUGUCGACGGCUUUGUACUACGAAGCAAUCCCUGAACCCGGCAUGAUGGAUCCUAACGACUACAUUGCCCCCCGUAACGGAUAUGCUAUGUCUUUCCGAGAUUUCAUUCCUCACCUCAUGAAUGUGUUGGAUCAGCUUGGGAUGUCUCUUUAUGCCCGCACGAAUUUUAUUAAUACCAAUAUGGGUGCUUUCUCAGCACACAAGAAUAUAGCCUAUCGAUUCCUUCCUCCUCCAAAGAUUGCCGCCGCUAUCGAUAUUUCUGUAACGUCAGACCCAUGUGUGUUUCUGCGGUUAUUUCUUAUCUGGCGAGGACUCUCCGAUGAUGAUGUUGGCAUCUUUGCCGGUGCAGGGGAGAAGGAAGCUAAUACGGUUAACUGGAGACAAAUUGUAGGGUGGACAGAGGAGUCAAAGGACUCGACUAUGUUCAGGGUCCUGGAAACAGCCGUGCUGGAGGUGACCUAGACUUUGGAACUCUUUUUCUUUUCCAUGCUUCUUUUUCUAUCUCUCUGCUCCAGGACACUACUUGUCACUAAUCGGGCGAUAUUACUGUUACUCUUGUCCCGUCCACUGUAGCCUUUUCUUUCUCUUGUCAUACUAGUCUGGUACCUCACGACCCGUCCACGGUUUCUUGAUGAUUUCAAUGUUCCAUUGCUCUGUGGUAUACGCUGUCUGUACCUAUAGUAAU
Molecule: messenger RNA, 1634 nt
Organism: Guyanagaster necrorhizus
Lineage: Eukaryota; Fungi; Basidiomycota; Agaricomycetes; Agaricales; Physalacriaceae
Exons: 10
Coding region: 68-1411 (447 amino acids)
Source: RefSeq, a predicted model, not a curated record